This is a messenger RNA of Mytilus trossulus (common blue mussel), 3349 nucleotides long. RefSeq names its product leucine-rich repeat-containing protein 40-like. Gene Ontology annotation, molecular function: protein binding. The record is from RefSeq and is a predicted model, not a curated record. Bases 82 to 474 code for a protein of 130 amino acids. Lineage: Eukaryota; Metazoa; Mollusca; Bivalvia; Mytilida; Mytilidae. The transcript has 4 exons.
CGUAGAACAAAUGAAGCAGCCCCAGAGACAUUGCCAGAUUUAUCAGAAUGUGCACUUACACAGAUACCUGAUGCAGUUUAUAUGAUGAUGAAAGACAUCACAGUUCAAAGCUGUGAUUUAUCACAAAACUUGCUACAAAGUCUCCCCAAAAAGAUCUGUUCCAAAUUUUCAAAAAUAACAGAAUUGAACAUAAGCGGAAACAAACUACAUACACUACCAGACGAACUAAGAAAUCUCCAAGAACUACAAAAUUUAGAUGCUUCUUCCAACAACUUAGAUAGAAUACCACAAGUAGUGUUUCAGUGUGUUCAACUUAAACAAUUAAAUGUGCAUAGCAACUGUAUCUCAGAAGUAGAUGUGAUGAGACUAGAAGCUAUGGACUCACUAGAAACGUUAAACAUUAAAGGCAACCCUCUUCCAGACGAUGUCAAAUCACAGUUGUCAGACAGCAGAUUAAACAUAAUCAAAAGCUAAUCCAAUAGCAUAAAGUGAUAAAUGCAGUAGACUAUCUUAUGUACAAGACCCUGAGUUGAACCUGAUUAUUGUGGUUAUAUUAUGUUGCCAUUAUUAUCACUUCUGAAAGGGAUCACCACAGACAAAUUUUCAAAGUUCAAGUUUAUCAAAUUAUUUUUAUCAUUGCAUUAAUUUAUUUUAUACCUUUUUGCAAUAAGAUUAAAGCACACAAUAUAUUUGUGUAAGAAAAUGUUAUCUUUAUUUUAUGACAAAAUAAUUAAGAUGUUAUAUACUGUUAAUAAUUUUUUCUAAAUUAUACCUAGAUUUUUUUUAUAUAAAUUUACCUCACUUCAUCCUUAAAUUUAAGAUGAUGCUGAAAAAAUUAAGAGAGGUGCUAGAAAUUCAAGGGUGGUGCUAAUUAUUAAAAAAGCUGACAGUGCAAGGACUGUAUUUGUAUAGCCAGUCAAGGUCGUUAAAAACGUCCAUCAUCUUUAUUCAAUUCAAGGUUGCAUGGUGCUAAAAAUUCAUGGGUCAAGGAGCACCACCCUUAACUGGCCUGUGGUGAUCCCUGUAUCUACUAGUAUAUAAAACAUAAACCAGAAAAUACAAUUAAUAUUGAUGUAUGUCAUGAAUGUAGUAUUAUUCAUCGGAGAAAAUAUUUACUACUAUUAUAGACGUAUUUACACUUGUAUGCAAAUUUGUCUGCCAUUACAUAAUAUCACACAGGUUCCCAUAAACUUUGACAUCAUAAUUCAAAACAUUUGACCUCACAACUAAAAAGUGAUUGUUGCUUGACGUCAAAAGGUUAUUCGGAGGUGAUAUAAGGUCAUUCGGAUGCAAAAUACAGCUAAAUACCAAAAGUGUAAAUACGUUUAUUAUCUACACUCAAGACUUACACAAAGAAAGAUAGGAUUAAUGUUAUUGUAAUGUAAUAGACAUGGUGACUUUCAACAUAUUUUGUACUGUACUAGGUCAUAGGUAUCUGAUCUAUCUAACAUAAAUAUAAACCAUUCAUAAUGUUAGUUAUUUUUUUUCAAUUAAGGUCAGAUAAUUAAAAUAGAACCCAUUGUCCAUAACUGUGACGUCUAGAUCAGAUACUUAGGUUAAGUAAAUAUUAUGUAAAAGUAAUGUCCAGAUGUCCUUAUUUUGCCGUAACAGCAUUUGAAUUCUGGAAUCAUCUUUGAUUCAUAUGAACUAUAUUGAACCAAUUGAACAAAAAAAAUUUAUUAAUGUUUUUUUGUAAGUUUAUUUAUUAUUGUGAUAUUUCAAGAAAAGUAUUUAUAGGAAUAUUGUUUUGUGAUAUUUGUUUUAUGAUUACUGAUUUAUGUAGAUUAAUCAGAAGUAUUGAAAAUUAUUGUUCAUAUAAAAUAUCUGUAAACUGUUCUUACAGUACAUCAUAUCAAUUGUUUUACAGACAUGCAUUUAUACCUAUAUACAAAUAAAACAUUAAAACCUGAUGUGAACUCCACAAUGUAGUUUGCUGCUAUUGUUAUACAUUCUAAUGAGAAUCUUGAAUUUUUAAAAUAUUUUUAAAAUUUUAAUUGUUCACUAAAAACUUUAAUUUUGCAUAUUUGAUGAAUUUAUUAAUAGCAUAAAGAAAUACAAACAGUAAACAUAUCGUCAAGUCCUUACAACUGUAAAUCAAGUUGUCAUAUACUGUGUAUUUUUUUUUGUGAUUUGAGAAAAACUUUGUUUUUUUGAUAUUUAAUUUAGUGGUUGUGACAAAGUCAUACAGUCUUUAGAAAAUUUGUACUUUGUUAAAUUUUAAUUUGUAAUUUAUAUGUACUCUCUUGAUCCAUGAAAUUUAGGUACUCUACAAAUGAUAAUGAAUCCACAGUACUAAAAAGGAAUAAUUUCAGUAUUACAUACACAAUACAAGAGGAAAAUGCGUAAUCCACUAUACUAUAUACAUUUGUUUUUUAAGCAUUGCAUGAAUUUUAUAUAGAAAUUACUUACAUUUAUGUAUGUUUCAAAAGGUAUUUAUUACAGGUUGUUAUUGCUUUUCUUUUCAAUACCUAUUUCAUAUACAUUAUUUUCUCCACAUUGUAUUGAAUCUGUUUAAGAAAAAUGUAUUAUGUCUGAUCAACAUGUAGGCAAAACAAACCUCUGGUCAACCUGUUCCUUCUAUAAAAAAAUAAUCAUCAAUUCCCUAGUCCUGAUAAGUGAAAAAUUAGUUCUAGCAAAAAUAGAGGCCAAAUCCUUAUGUCCUCAAAUAGAUCCUGCACCCCUUUUGGUAUGUUGUUUAUUCACUAGAAAGGAAGAAGUUUUAUUCCUUUGAAGAUACGAUGUCAAAGGUCACAGAUUCAACUUUUAGGAAAUCAAUAAUUCACUCAAUCUUUACUCCACAGUCUAAGAUCCGAAAAGUAUAAUUUUUCAUUUGACUCAUAGUGGUAUAAACUUGUAUGUUGCAUGUACACAAAUAAGAAUCUAGAAUACUUUAUACAUAUAACUUAUGAAUAAUUAUGUAUGCCAGUGUAUGACUACACUAUUUUUUUUACCAGCAAAAUGUAAUUUAAACCAUAUCUAACUAAGAAAGGAAUUAGACUUAUUAGUUUCAAAUUGAAAUGUCAAAUUGUCUUGAAGUAUCUUUUUAGCAAGAAAUUUUGAAAGUGACAUUAAGAGUCAUCAUCUGUUAUGAGUUUUGAUAUGAAAUCUUUUGUUCUGUAGCAGUUUUAUAAAUGUUAUAUUUUGUCGUUGUAGUCACUAGACUGUGGAUCUUAUUUUAAUGGAUUCAUUUAAAAUUUACAGAAGUGAUAUGUAUUUUGUUAAUAUUUUUUUUCUUAGGAAUGUUGAACAAGCCUUCAAUUUAAACAUUAUUUUAAAACCAAUUCAGAUGUGUUGUUAAAGAUUUUAGCAUAUUUUUUUUGUAAUAAAUAAAUUCAAAAGUAUUUGAUUA